AUGGAACCUCCGACUCAAGACAGUGAGGCUGAUAUAAGCUCGUUUGAGAACUCUGAAUCAACUUCCAUCAAAAGAGAAUAUGGACCCAAGAAUGUGAUUCUUCAUUAUAAAAGUGACCGUGAAGAUUUGUGGGAGGGCAAAGAAAACUUAACCCUCACCUGCAGGGCAGACUGUAAUCCGCCAUGUGAUAAAUAUAUAAUUUACCACAAUGGACAAAUCCUCUACUACACAAACGAUCGGGUACACUUUACAAAAGAUCGUAAAAACUCGGGAAAAUACAGAUGUGCGGCAUAUGAUGUUAAGUCUGAAGAAUUCGUUAACUCUACUGAUGUAGAUAUUGAUAUCAAAUAUGGACCAACCAAUGUGAGCAUUCACUACACAAGUAACCGUGAAGAUUUGUGGGAAGGAAAAGAAAACGUUACCCUCACCUGCAGGGCAGAUUGUAAUCCACGAUGUGAUAAAUAUCGAAUUUACUACAAUGGACAAGUCCUCUCCAACACAAGAAUGACAUACAUUGAAAAAGAUCGAAAAAACUCGGGGAAUUACAGUUGUGCUGCAUACGAUGUUAAGUCGGGAGGAUACGUCAGCUCUGCUGAAGUAGAUAUUGAUAUCAAAUAUAGGGAAGUUUACCUAUUAUCCAAAGUAAAGGAAAUGUCAUUAAGAGUAAACAAAUUCCUACCAUCAAAUGUAGUUUGCACUAUUAAGUGCAACUUCAAGUGUGACUCUGACAUUGAAGUUACGAAGAAUUCGACACAAUACACGACGAUUAAAUCAAAUGAGAGUAUAUUUAGCGACAGAAAAGCUAUUUCAUCAGAUAGUGGAGUUUAUAGGUGUACAUCAGGAAAUUCCCAGUCUGCAUAUGACUUUAAGUUGAACAUUUUAUACGGCCCUAGCAAUGUCAGCGUUACAAAAUCUGGGAAAAAAGUGAAGUCAGAGAUUGUUCUAACGGAGCGUUCUUCAGAACUCUAUUGGUUAACAUGUUGGUCUGAAUGCAAUCCACGCUGUAAUGUAACAUGGUAUAAGAAUGGCAAACUUUUAAACGAUGAGAAACAUCAAAUCAUGGUUAUUAGCAUUAACAGAAAUCAAUCUGGGACUUACAGAUGUGAGGCUGAUGGAAUUGAAGGAAAACGAUCCUCUGAUGAAGUAAAAAUUAUAGUCUAUUACCCACCCCAAACUGUUGAAGUAAAACCAAGUAACGACACUUUCUAUUCGAGACGCAAUGGAACACCUAUUACUGAUAUUACAUGUAAAGCGGACUGUUUACCACAGUGUAGCUAUGUAUGGUAUGAACUAAAAAGAACAUGGAACUACUUCAAUUACCGUGCAUUUUUUUUUACCAGAGGCACUACGUUAUUUGCAUAUAGGAAUUUCACGAAGAAUGAUUCUCGAUUUCAAUGUGCUGCAAGUAAUUCAAUCGGAACGAAGCACAGUACAUGGAUAGUUGUCGAAGUAAAGAAUGGGCCUGCGGACGUUAGAAUCUAUGCAAUAGGACUAACAAGAGAAAAUCAUCCGUUCAAACUGCGGUGCUCAGCAGAUUGUUACCAUGGAUGUUUAUCCUAUACAUGGUUUUACAAGAAUGAAGAGAUUCAUAAUGGACAAUAUCUAAAUUUCAAUAAUCCCUCAAGAGAAAAUAAUGGAGAAUAUACUUGCAAAGUUAAUGACUACUUUGGAACAGCUUCUAACAAGCAUGGUUUGAACCUCCAAUAUAAACCAAGACUCUCAAGGUUUGGAAUAAUUCAUAAAUAUAUCAUUGCUCCUGGCUCCGUAUACCUCAAUUUUAGCAUAGACAGUUUUCCACCAUCAAAUGUGGAAGUUGUUCACAGAGGAAAGAUACUAAAAUACGAUACUAACGUGACAGGUUCCAAAUCGUACCAAAUAGAAGUCACAUCUUGUCUAGAUGAAGGAGACUACAUAGUAAAUGCUAAAAAUGACGCUGGAUCUGCUGAUUACCUGAACAGAGUUACAGUUAAAUGCUCUCCUAUGAUACUUACGUAUUCAAAUGUCUCAAACAAAGGAUUCAAAAUAGGUGAUCCAAUGAACUUGAUGACAACAUUUAUAGCAAAUCCAGCUGCAGAUGUAUCAUGGAGCUUUACUUCCUACAAAUCAAGAAAUGUGUCGCAAAAAGUUGAGAAAAACCUGAUACACAAUGAAGAGAAGGUGACAAGUAUUAUUGUCGAUAAACUACAUGUAGACAAUUUCGGAAUCUAUCAACUCACAUUGGUAAAUGAUAUUGGAAAUAAAACAAUAUCAUUUAGCAUCAGAGGCCCACCACACUCUCCAACUGAACUCUCCUUGGACUGUCUAAGUACUGCAUUUUUGGAAUGGAAACCUGGAUUUGACGGGGGAAUGGAUCAAAGUUUUCUUGUCGAAUACACAACCAAUAUCUCCUCACCAUGGCUCCCUCAACCACUGCUCUCUAUAACGUCAAAGGAUAACGACCGAUUGUCUACUUAUGUAACUUUAAUGAACCCAAAUGCCCGUUAUUUUUUCCGCGUUGUUUCAGAAAACGUUUUUGGAAAAGUUAUUUCGAAUACGAUUGUCAAUUGCACUGUUCAAGCUGUCGGAAAUGAAAACAGUUUCAUAAGCCAUCAAGCUAUUGCUGGCAUCAGUGGAGGGACGAUUCUGCUUUUGAUGGCUAUUAUAGUCCUUGUCCUUUUCGGUGUAAACAGAUAUAAAAUUCACAACAGGAAAGGUCACAAGGCAAGGACACAAAACGCUGCUCAAGAAGAAGAUUGCGGGAUGGGCAUGAUUGAGAAUACUUUAUAUAUCAGUGGCGACAACUUAAAAGCUACUACUAUAUCGUCCUCAGACCAUCCACAGAAUAAUACGGUUAACACAGAAAGCGGAAAUGACGUUUACUCAGUUGUAAAAAAAACUGAGAAAAUUGAACCUGAUAUCCCCGUGUAUGCCGAAGUCUGUAAAUCCCGACCAGUAAAGAAUAAACCAGCAAUAAAGAAAAAACCAAGCAAGAAGACUAAAAAUAUAAAGGGCAAAACCGUAAACAAAGAUGGACUGGUCUACGCAGAUAUCGAUUUGAAGGGCACGACUUCAAACGGAAAAUCCGUCAUUCAUGGAUCGGACAACAAGACAUUGUAUGUUGACAUUGAUUUUAACCAGCAUGCCGACCCACUUCCGGAGUGUGACGUGGAGGACACUAAAUGCACAAAUCAAAACGAAAAGAAAUCACAACUCGAAUAAAGCUGCACCAGAUAGUGCCACAUUACAAACUGAAAGUUUAUAAACUUGUAAAUUCAUCUUUUGGUUAAUGUUUGAUGUAAAGUGCUACAGUUGGCAACUAAAGUCGACAUAAACACAGAUGUAAAUAGUGUCAGCUUGAUAGUGUUAAGUAUUUUAGUUUACCUAAACGGAUUUUGGGAGUUUAUGUAAUAACGUCGGUCUCGGCGUCCAAUGUUAAAAAUUUAGAACAGAUUUCUUUGCAAGCUCCUCUAUGUCUUCUAUUUAUCAGUGAUGUUUUUUGUAUGUUUCAUUGUAUUAGGUUUCACACGCUGCCU
Molecule: messenger RNA, 3512 nt
Organism: Saccostrea echinata
Lineage: Eukaryota; Metazoa; Mollusca; Bivalvia; Ostreida; Ostreidae
Product: sialoadhesin-like
Exons: 17
Coding region: 1-3198 (1065 amino acids)
Molecular function (GO): protein binding
Source: RefSeq, a predicted model, not a curated record